AUGCAGGCAAACUGGAGAGUAUACGCUGUUUCGCUCUUUGCCGCCAUUGGUGGUUUCUGUUUUGGUUAUGAUACCGGUGUCUUGAGUGGUGUGUUGACGAUGGAACAUUUCAUCUACACCAUGCGUGGACGCUCGUUUUUGACACCGCUGGAAACUGGUACGCUUACAGGUUUGCUGCUGGCUGGCUGCUUUGUAGGUGCUCUCAUUGCAGGUCAAUCUGCUGAACUUCUUAGCCGAAAGCGCACAAUCAUUCUUGCUUCUUGUGUCUUCAUGGUUGGCUGUGCCAUCCAAACUGCUGCUAACGGCUACGCAAUGAUGGUUGUUGGCCGUGCCAUUGCUGGUCUCGGUGUCGGUUCUCUAUCCAUGGUUGUACCUCUUUAUCAGUCCGAGUUAGCACCCAAGGAAAUUCGUGGUCGACUCAUCUCGUUGCAACAGUUCAUGAUUACCGCUGGUCUCAUGGUAUCAUUCUGGUGCGGUGCAGGUACUCAAUAUCUUGAGGGUCAGGCUUCAUGGCGUAUCCCUAUUGGUAUCCAAAUUGCCCCCGGUUUUGUCUUGGCCGUUGGUGCAAUCUUUUUGCCUUACUCUCCACGUUGGUUGAUCAGCAAGGGUCGCAACGAAGAAGCUUUGACCGUCCUUGCAAACCUGCAUGCUGGUGGCGACCGCAGUUCACCCAUUGUGAACCAAGAAUACAACGAAAUCAUUCAACAAAUUGCAUUGGAACGCAAGGUUGCCGUCACUAGCUACCUGGAAUUGUUCGCUCAGAAGAACCGCCGUCGUAUGAUCUUGGGUAUCUUUAUCCAGAUCUUCCAACAGUUCACCGGUAUCAACAGUAUCAUGUACUAUGCUCCCCGUAUCUUCUUGCAAGCCGGUAUUGCCGAAUCGAGCGCUACCCUCAUCGCCUCUGGUGUUAACGGUGUCCUCAACAUGUUGGCUACCCUCCCUGCCGUCUUGUACUUGGACAAGUUGGGCCGUCGUGGAACGUUGAUCAGUGGCGCCGUUUUCAUGGGUACAGCCAUGUUGCUUUGUGGUAUUGUCAUGGGCGCUGUUGCAGACGUCGUGUAUAACGAAGAGACCGGCCAGAACACCGUCAUGUUGGGCCACAAUCAAAAUGCCUCCUACUUUUGCAUUGUCAUGAUUUACUUCUUUGUCGCCGGUUUCGCUUAUUCUUGGGGCCCCGUAGGAUGGGUCUACCCAGCAGAGAUUUUCCCCUUGAACAUUCGUGCCAAAGCUACCUCGUUGACCACCGCUGCCAACUGGCUCAUGAACUUUGUCAUUUCCCAAAUUGUUCCUAUUAUGCUUGCCGACAUUACCUGGGCUACCUACAUUUUCUUCGGAUGCUGCUGCUACAUCAUGACUUUCUGUGUUUGGCUCUUCUACCCUGAGACCAAGGGCAAGAGUCUUGAAGAAAUGGACCAAGUCUUUGAUGGCCCAGUCUUGGUGUACAAGCAAAAACGCUACAACGCUGCUCGCGACCUUCAAGCUGAAGAAAAGGGUAGCAUUGAAGAUAAGGAGUAA
Messenger RNA from Zychaea mexicana, 1515 nucleotides. RefSeq names its product glucose transporter. Gene Ontology annotation, molecular function: carbohydrate:proton symporter activity. Bases 1 to 1515 code for a protein of 504 amino acids. Gene Ontology annotation, cellular component: membrane. The record is from RefSeq and is a predicted model, not a curated record. Gene Ontology annotation, biological process: transmembrane transport; carbohydrate transport. NCBI's taxonomy places the organism in Eukaryota, Fungi, Mucoromycota, Mucoromycetes, Mucorales, Lichtheimiaceae. The transcript is spliced from 9 exons.